UUGGGGAGCGGAGUAUUCCUGUAAGGUUCAGCAUGUCCUCCUCCUUCCCUGCAAACGUGUACACUCGUGCACUUUCAUGCCUGGCCUCACCCCUGCAUUUACACUCUCCUUGUCACUUCCAGCAUGAAGCCCAGAACUCCCCAGCCUGGGAGCAGGCCCCUAGGGCCACCAAACCAGACUACCUGCCUGCCCUAGCUGCAGCCUUCCCGUCACCCACAGCCUCACCAGCCAUGCUUAACGUCUACCCUUUCCUCUGGGCAAAGUGACUCAGUUUACCAGGCUUAGAGAUCCCUUUGGGAACACAGAUGUGGAAAGGCCCCCAGAGUCAGUGUUUGCAACUAACUCCCAGUGGUCCCAGGCUGCUUUUGGGGAUGGGGGAGUCUGAGGUCCCCACACCCAGAGGAGCUCCCCUCUGUCAGUUUGUCCUUUGGAGGAACAACUAAAAUGGCUUGAACAUCUCUUAUCUGGUGGCACCCCCAUUUCAUAGCAGGGUGACUGAGGCCCGGAGAGGAGCAGGGCUGUGGGUAAGCUGGGGCGUGGCCAGGGCUAACAGUGGGUCGGGGGUCAGAAGCCUCUCCUCGGGGAGCAGCUGAGGUGUGGGCCACGGGCCCUGGCGACACACUGGGCAGGGAGGGAGAGGGGUAGGAGCCGAGGCUCUCUCCAGGGCAGAGCGCUCCCUGUCUAGGGUUCGGCCCUGGCUGGGGUAGGGAUGCCUGGACCCCAGGUGAGUGUGGGGGCUGCUGGUUCACUCACUGAUCCCAGCAGUGAGUUAGUGACUGCAGUAUCUUUUAAAUUUGCCCUGAUGUGGUUCCUAGUCUGCACCUCCCAUCCUGGCCUCAUCCUCCUCCCCACCCAUCCAGCCAGCCAACCCUGGGUGUCCUCACCUCUCAGCUCAGACUCCUGCUGACUUCUAGCUGAGACUGGAAGUGUCACCCCAAAGGGUCUUUCCAUUCUAUCAGUUUCUGGAGACAUGGGUGAUGGUUGGGUAGGCCCAGACCACACUUUCUGCACCCCUAAUCUCUUUGCUGUUCUCUCCUGGUCUGCCUGAGCUACCUGGAGCCCCUAUGUCCCUGGGGGCUGGGGCUGCUGCAGGGGCCAGCAGGGAGAGAAGAUGGCUGCAGCUGGGCGUCCAGCGGCUUCUCCUUCCUGCCUCUCCUUCCAGCAGCCUCGCCCUCGAGAAGCAGCAGUGGCAGGAAAGGUUGGCUAACUCCAAAGCCUCAGAGUGUCAGACCAGGGAGAGGCACCUUGCAACUCUCCACCCUCAGAUGAACUCCUUUGCUAAGUGACGGCCCCAGAGUCUGGUGGGAGAGGCUGAGGCUGUGGCCUGGCUGCGGCGGCCUUGAGCCCAGGCCCCUCCAGGCAGGAUGCUGCAUUCCUAGGUGAUCCCUGCCUGAUUGGAAAGUCCCUCACUCCAGGGCAGGAAAUCCCAGGGCUCAAGCCCACCUGCCCACCCCAGCAGCCUCCACCUCUUGAGUGGGUCUCAUCCAGCAGGCUCAGCCUGGUUGGGGGGAUUCCAGGCUCCCAUCCACACUGACUCCCCUCUCACUGCUGGCACCAUCUCUGCAGCUGCCACCACGUUCUUCUCCCCAGCUCUGACUUUGGACCCCACCAUUACCUCGCUCUGGAGUCCUCCGUGACUCUCCAUGGUUGACUCAGGCAAAGUCUAGCUCCUCUGAUGGCCAGUUAGGGUGUGCUUGGUGGGCUACCCUCAGAGGCUGGGCUCACACCCACGAGCCUUCGAUCUCACGGUCCCCCCGCCUGUGUGCUGUGUCCCGCUUCCUCUUCAUUCUUGCCUGUCCUUCGUGGCUCUGGCAGGAAGCCUCCAGACUCCCUCCAUCCCCCCACACCUCUUCUUGCCCACACAGCCUUGUUGGGUAAAGGGAGCCCUCAGCCAUGGCCUCGAAGACAAGGCUGGACUCCUCUGACAGCAUGUCCUUGUUACCAGAGACCGCAGAGACCCUGAGCAGAGACUCAGUAGAAAGGGGGCUAAAGUCAGAGCACCACUAGAUGUGGGCACUUGGGAUCCAUGGUGGGUGUUUGAGCAGGGAAUGAGCAGGCCAGAACUGGGCUUGAAGAGUAUCUCCCCUUUUGGGUAAAAAGGGUUGCUUCCCUUGGAAGUUCUGAGCCCUCUCUCCCGCCCGUUCAGGCCCCCCUCCACUGGGCCCAGACAGAGCAGGGCAGGGGUCAGUGGCCAGGCCAGGAACUCCCUGUGAGGUGACCUGUGCCCACUGCUCAGUUCUGCUGCAGGUGGGCACCCAGCCUGAGAGGAUGGGCACUGACCCUGCUCCUGCUGCUGCUCUCUGGCCGUGACCUGUGCCCCCCUAGGAGGCCCUGAGCCGGGCACCCUGGCCAUGUGCAGCGCUGAGGAGGCAGCCCUGCUGCGGCUGGAGGAGGUCUUCUCAGCCACCCUCGCCCGCGUCAACAGCCUUGUCCUCCAGCCCCUGCUGUCUGCCGCCCCAGAGCCGGCAGAGCCCCAGAGCAGAGAAUGCCUGCGGCUCUUGCAGCAGCUGCACAGGAGCUCCCAGCAGCUCUGGGAGGUGACGGAGGAAAGCCUGCACUCGCUGCGGGAGAGGCUGCGUCACCCCGACUCCACUGGCCUGGAGUCCCUGCUGCUGCUGCGAGGCGCGGACCACGUCCUGCAGGUCUACACCGAGUAUAUCGAGUCCUACACGAGCUGCAUAGUGGUGCAGGCCUUUCAGAAGGCAACAAAGAGGAGGAGCGAGUUCUGGCGGGCCCAGUUGAAGUCGCUGCGGCAGCUCCUGUCAGGCGUGGGCUCCAAGUGCUCGGUGGGCACAGCGCUGAUCCAGGCCCUCCGCCAGCCGCUCGCCCACCACGUGCAGCAGUAUGUGCUCCUCCUGCUGAGCCUUGCGGACGCCGUCCCGGAGCGCCACCCUGCGCGGGAGCUGGUGGUGAACGCGGCCACCCUCUUUGGGAACCUAGAGUCCUUUAUGAGGCAGGCGUUGGACCAGGCGGUGGCCACCCAGGCCCUCUGGCACACUCUGAGCAGCCGGCAGAGGGACGUGCUCUGCAUCCCCGCUCACCGACUCUUGCAAGACAGCCAGGACGUACCCGUGACGGUCACCCCGCUGCGGGCUGAGCGCGUGAUGCUCUUUGAUGAUGUCCUCGUCCUGCUGCAGGGCCACAAUGUCCACACCUUUGAUCUGAAGCUGGUGUGGGUGGAUCCUGGGCAGGACGGGUGUACGUUCCACCUCCUCACGCCUGAGGAAGAGCUCUCCUUUCGUGCCAAGGACCCCCAGGGCCAGGCGGUCUGGCAGUGGAAGGUGACCCAGGCCGUAUGCCAGGCCCUGCGUGGGAAGAAGGACUUCCCCGUGCUGGGGGCGGGCCUGGAGCCCUCUGAGCCCCCCGCCUGCCGCUGCGCCGCUCACACCUUCCGCGCGGAGGGCCGGUUCUGCCAGGCCACCUACGAGGGCGAGUGGUGCCGGGGCAGGCCCCACGGCAAGGGGACCCUGAAGUGGCCGGACGGGCAGAAUCAUGUGGGGGAUUUCCGCCAGGGCCUGGAGCAUGGCUUUGGCAUCCGCCUGAUGCCCCAGGCCUCCGAGGACAGGUUCGACUGUUACAAGUGCCACUGGCAGGAGGGCAGAAUGAGUGGCUAUGGCAUCUGUGAAUACGGCACCGAGGAGGUGUACAAGGGCUACUUCCAGGAGGGCCUGCGGCAUGGCUUUGGGGUCUUGGAGAGCGCCCCGCAGGCCGCCCGACCCUUCAGGUACACGGGCCACUGGGAGAAGGGCCAGAGGAGCGGCUAUGGCAUCCAGGACGACAGUGACAGGGGCGAGCGCUAUAUUGGCAUGUGGCAGGCUGACCAGCGCCACGGCCCGGGGGUCGUGGUCACCCAGGCGGGCGUCUGCUACCAGGGCACCUUCCAUGCGGACAAGAUGGUGGGCCCAGGCCUCCUCCUCUCCGAGGACGACUCCCUGUACGAGGGCACCUUCACCAAGGACCUGACCCUCAUGGGGAAGGGCAAGAUUACCUUCCCCAAUGGCUUCACCCUGGAGGGCUCUUUUGGCGGUGGGGCAGGGAGAGGACUGCACACACAGGGCGUGCUGGACACGUCUGCCCUCCCCCCGGACCUGAGCAGCAUCUGCAAGAGGCAGCUGGGUCUGGGCGCCUUCCCCGUGCAGAACCGCUGGCAAGGAGUCUACGGCCCCUUCCGUGACUUUGUGGCUGCCGGCUGCCCCGGGGACCUGCAGGAGGCCCUGCUGGGCUUCCACGUGCAGAGCUCGAGGGAGCUGCGCAGGUCCCAGGAUUACCUGUGCUGCGCGAGGACCCAGCCCGAGGACGUUGUGGGCAGGAUCAAGGACAGCCUGGCGGAGCUGCUGCGGCACCGGGAGCCCAAGGCCCUGCAGCGGCACCUCAGGAAGGCUCUGAGCAACUCGCUGCACCCCCUGGGGAAGCUGCUGCAGAGGCUGAUGCUGACCUUCCAGGCCACGUACGCGGGAGUGGGGGCCAACAAGCACCUGCAGGGGCUGGCCCAGGAGGAGGUGAAGCAGCAUGCCCAGGAACUCUGGGCUUCCUACAGGGGUCUCCUGCGUGUUGCCUUCCAGCAUAAGGGCCAGGCCCUGGAGGAGGAGGAGGAGGAGGAAGACGCAGAGACAAGAGACCUCCACGUACAUGGACUGGUGCUGCCCCUCGUGCUGCCCAGCUUCUACUCGGAGCUCUUCACGCUCUACCUGCUGCUUCACGAGCGGGAGGACAGCCUCUACAGCCAGGGCAUCACCAGUCUGAGCCUCGUCCCUGACACCAAGCUGCUGGAGUUCCUGGAGGUGCAGAAGCACCUGUGGCCCCUCAAGGACCUCACGCUGACGACCAAUCAGAGGUGCUCCCUGGUCAGGGACAAGUGCUUCCUGUCGGCCACCGAGUGCCUGCAGAAGAUCAUGACCACGGUGGACCCGAGGGAGAAGCUGGAGGUGCUGGAGAGGACAUACGGGGAAAUUGAGGCCACCGUGUCGCGGGUGCUGGGCCGGGAGCACAAGCUGCCCAUGGAUGACCUGCUGCCCCUGCUCAUCUACGUGGUGUCUCGUGCCCGAAUCCAGCACCUGGGAGCCGAGAUCCACCUGAUCCGCGACAUGAUGGACCCCAUCCACACAGGAGGCCUGUAUGACUUCCUGCUCACGGCCCUGGAGGUGAGGGACAGAGGCCGUAGGCCGCUGGGGUGGACCCCUGCCUCCCCCGGACACCGUCGUGGGGAUGAGCUGAAAUUCGCUGCUCACCUGUGUCUCCAUGGCAAGUCCUGCUAUGAGCACAUCCAGAAGGAAGACAUGAGGCUGCACCGCUUUCCCGGCCAGUGGGACUCCAGGGAGCUCUGGUAGCUUGGCCACUCCUGGACAAAGAGCUGGGCUGAGAGGGGCUGCUGUGUACCUCGCCUGGGACCAAGCACCGCGCAGUCUGUCCCUCAUCGCCCAAGGCCAAGGACAGGACACGCCCCUGGAGGAGAUGGGCGUUUUGUUUUGCACUGGGAGAUCUGCUGCUGCCCUGGCCGGGGUGAGGGUGAGGGGUGACAGGCAUGCCCUGGAGUGGGUGGUUUUCCCUUGGCCACUAGGCCAGUCUCCGAUGACCCCCUUAACCUGUGGCAGAUCACGGUCUGGGGGUGAGGAGCCCCAGGCUUCUCUUAGCCUGAGCCUUGCCUCCAAGUUGUUGAGCCUCUCUGGGCCUCGGUGUUGCCAUCUGUAAAUUGGUGCAGUGGGUGGUCUGUGAAGGACUGAAUUCCAGAGUCCUUUGGAAGUCUGACUGUAGUCUGUUGGGCUGUAACUGAAAUUCCCAUGUCACUGAU
This is a messenger RNA of Microcebus murinus (gray mouse lemur), 5788 nucleotides long. Lineage: Eukaryota; Metazoa; Chordata; Mammalia; Primates; Cheirogaleidae. The record is from RefSeq and is a predicted model, not a curated record.